CUGGGUAGGUUGGUUAUUGUACCCAGGUUAGCGUUAAGCGCACGGCGCGCGGCCGGCGCAACGGCUGGCGCAGCACCCACGCGGGGCUACCUCGGACGGCCACUGGCCAACUUACCUUGCACUGGUAGGCACUUAUUCGGCCUGCGUCGCGAGCUAACAAAUGUGCCCCCAAAUCUGCUCUCCCUGGAGCCUAGGCUCGACUCCCUCCAAGCCGACGUUUAUCGCGUCCGUAUAUCUCCGGGCUUUGCGUGCCCCUCGUGCCUGGUCCAGAGCCGGUGCCUGCGCAGCGUGACGGUCGGCGGCCGACGGCUUCGCUUUGUUUUGCUGGUCGUGGUCGGUCCCGAAGUGCUGCGGGUCAUAACCCAUUCGGAUCGCGGUCUCGGCUGGAAUUUAGUGUCGCUCCGGACUCGAGGCAUCACUCGCUAACUUACAAUGCACUGGUAGGCACUUAUUUGAUCUCCUUUGCAUUCGGCACCCAUUUUACCGCGUUCGGUGCAUGGGUUCGAACAGUUGAAUGUCUCACGGGUAAUCCUGGCCGCGGGCAAUCUCACCAGCCCAUGGGCGUGGGUCACGAGGUCAGUGACGACGCUCUUGCACCCUCGAUACGCCUGAAAUGAGCAGAUUCUCGUGCGAAAAGUGGCCCGCAACGCACCGCCGUGGGGCGCUCGCGGUCGGCCAAAACCUCCCCGAGCGCUCAAACCAAGGGCUUUGGGGCGCGGGCGGGGGUGCGUAUAGACGCCUGUGUAAUGUACAACCCUGA
Molecule: messenger RNA, 760 nt
Organism: Pelagomonas calceolata
Lineage: Eukaryota; Pelagophyceae; Pelagomonadales; Pelagomonadaceae
Source: the annotation of a GenBank genome assembly